Cryptococcus deneoformans JEC21 is the source of this 1640-nucleotide messenger RNA. Its product is annotated as Glucosamine-6-phosphate isomerase, putative. Lineage: Eukaryota; Fungi; Basidiomycota; Tremellomycetes; Tremellales; Cryptococcaceae. Gene Ontology annotation, biological process: N-acetylglucosamine catabolic process; D-glucosamine catabolic process; N-acetylneuraminate catabolic process. The transcript is spliced from 7 exons. The record is from RefSeq and is a predicted model, not a curated record. Gene Ontology annotation, molecular function: identical protein binding; glucosamine-6-phosphate deaminase activity. Gene Ontology annotation, cellular component: cytoplasm. The coding region runs from base 67 to 927 and encodes 286 amino acids.
GUUAUACUCCUCUAUAUUCUAUACACUUUCACUAAGCUCUCUCACAGUUCAUACCUACAUUGCACCAUGAGACUGACUGUUCGAGACACCAAAGAGCAAGUCGGCAACUACGUUGGGGAUUACAUCGCCAACCGUGUAAACUCCUUUGUACCCACUCCAGAACACAAGAACUUUGUUCUUGGACUUCCUACAGGCUCAUCUCCUUUACCCGUGUAUAGGCGAUUGGUUGAGCUUUACAAUGAGAAGAAAGUGAGCUUUAAGGAUGUAGUUACCUUCAACAUGGACGAAUACGUUGGGAUUCCCCGUGAUCAUUCCGAGUCAUACCACACUUUCAUGUUUAAAAAUUUCUUCUCCCUUAUCGACAUCAAUCCUAAUAACACACACAUUUUGAACGGUGAAGCUGAAGAUCUCUACAAGGAAUGUGAAGAUUACGAAGCUUCCAUCAAGGCUGUUGGCGGUAUCGAUCUCUUUUUGGGAGGCAUCGGCGCUGAUGGACACAUUGCUUUCAACGAGCCUGGAUCCUCACUUACUUCCAGGACACGGAUUAAGACUCUUGCCUACGAGACCAUCCUUGACAACUGCCGUUUCUUCAACAAUGAUCUUUCCCUCGUACCCCGUAUGGCUCUCACCGUCGGCGUCCAGACAGUCAUGGAUGCUAGGGAGGUUGUACUUGUGGUUACUGGUCAGAACAAGAGCUUGGCAUUGAGUCAAAUGAUCGAAGGUGCGGUAAACCAUAUGGUCACUGCUAGUGCUCUGCAGACACAUCCCUGGGCUUUGGUUGUUUGCGAUGAGGAUGCCACCCUUGAGCUUCGAGUCAAGACUGUCAAGUACUUCAAGUCUAUCGAAAAAGUGCAAGACGAGGUCGAGGCCAAGUACGGCCCCGUUGCUUCCGUUCGAUUGGGAUUGAGAGGUCCUACAGCAGCAUAAGGCAGAAUACAAUUCGAAGAGAAGGAGAAUGGGAGAUGAGAGAUGAUGGAGGAUAUGUGUUUUACGCUCAGGGACGAUUACUUUAAUGUCUUCUAUACCCUUGCAGCGAUGGAACAAAUCGUGGUAACCACAUACAUCAUCAAUUCAUAUACCCCAAAAUGUACAUAUAUAUACGUUCAAGGACCGCUGUCUAAGGAUUACUCCAAAAAAAGAGGAAAAGGAAAAACUAAAACCCGUGAUAUUAUACUCUUCUAUACUCCACAACCAAAACACUCCUUCUAAAUGGUAUCACUAUUGCCCGUCUUCCAAUGCAAGCCCUCAAAUCCCCCAAUCUCUGCUACAUCCGAAAACGGUCCAACCGGUAACCGACCAUCCAUAUUCAAGCUCGACCUCUCGCCCAUAUACAUUGGCAUACCAUCCAACGCCGCUAGCCCCGAAACAGAUCUACUCGCAUCCACACCCAUCAUCUUGAUGGCUUCUCUUCCCCAAUCCCAAUUCGAUAUUGGAUCUUGACUUUUCCCCUCAGCCGUGGAAUAUACUUGUGCAGGAGAGGAGAAUGAUUUGGUUGAAGGAGGGUCGUUGGGUCCCGAACAAGAGCUUCCGGGGUCGUUAAGAUGAGCAUAACCAUCGUUGGCCGCGCCCAUGACAUAAGUACCGUUAUUGGUAGGGUAAGCCAAUUGACGUUCGAGUUUGCUGCACAUCGCUGCAGGGUC